CCCAGGCAAGCAGGCUACUCUCAAGUCACCCCCAAGUUCUUUCCCAAGAUGCCUCCCCAGAGGGCUGGAUUUGUGGGUGGGCCGGCAGCUCCCCCACUAUUCACUUUCUUUCUUGGAAGGGGCCAAAGGGUGGGACCAGCUGGGGAGUCGCCAGAGGAGGGGUUGGGGGGAUGGGCCCAAAGUACUCCUGAGGGGAGGGAGGGGACCAAAGAGCUGGGAGCGCUGUGGGGCCCCCCCCCACUCUGCCGCUCAGGUGAAGCCACCCACAGGGCAUCUCCGCCAGGGAACAAGAGAGCCGACCUUAUUUAUCACCUCCCAGCCCAGGCCCAGCCCACGAUGGCUUAGCACACGCCCGCCAGGAGGGAGAGAGAGGAAGAGGAGGAACAGAAGAGGCGGCUCUCGCAGAGUCAGACCUCCCAGGGGCAGGGCAGCACGCGGGAGUCCCAGCCAUCCCCCCAAGGUCCCAGCAGGGAUUCCCUCGCCUGGGCAGGGGCGGAGGUGGCACUGCCUCCCUCACUUUGGUGGCCGCCCCGUGUAAUUUGACACUUGGAUCUCCAGGACGACCAACAACAGAAAAGCUGAGGCCGAGACAGCAGCUGGCUGUCACCAGCCAGGAGUUCCACACGCUCUGAGGAAGGCACCCAGCAGCGGGUCAGGAAAGAGGCAUUCGAGAAGGAAGGAAGAGGUGGUGGCUGGGCUAAGGACAGGCCCAGGAGGCUGCUGGGCUCCCCGGGAUCUGAGCUCCUAGGUGGGUGGGGACUCGCUGCUCAGCACUCCGGCCAGGCACCCGCAGGAGCCCGGCGCACCAUGGCAGUUGCCAGCUUCGUGCAGGAGAUGCGCUCCAUGGGUGAGAGGCUACUGCUCAAGCUACAGAGGCUACCCCAGGCCGAGCCCGUGGAGAUCGUGGCCUUCUCGGUCAUCCUCCUUUUCACAGCUACCGUGCUGCUGCUGCUGCUGACAGCCUGCUGCUGCUGCUGCUGCCCUGAGCGCAGAGGCAGGAAGGUCCAAGUGCGGCCCAUGACCCCACCGUGAGAGACGAAGAUGAGGACGAGACGCUGGAGAGGAGGCUGCCGAAGCCAUGAUCCCAGGUGCCACCUGGCCCUGUGGCCCGCAGGCCACCAGACCGUGAUCCCGUGGCCCCAGCUCCGGCCCUGCCCAGGAACCCGCCACCUGCAGCCUCAUCAAGGAAACAAGCGCUGGUACAGCCCCCAAACUCUGACCUGCCGGUGAAUCCUGGGGCGCCGAGGACGAGUCAACUGUUUCAAACACUGAGUAAACGUGAACUGGAACUUUCCCAAUCUGCACUUUUUAACAAAACACAGAAGCAGGGUCCCCAUACUCGGACGGAGAACAGCCCGCACCUGUGGGGAGCUGGCCCUCGGGGCCUCCACGCCAAAGAGGGGCUUUGUGCACUAGCUACUGGAUCCCGAGCUUCCCACCAGAGGGGCGGCGUCAGUAUUCUGCUCCAGUAUUUGCCCGUUUCUCUCCCAGUAAAAGCUUUCUGGUUAUGUGUUUCUGCAGCAUCAGACUCCCUGGCCUGGGCACUGUGCUUCUGAAGGGCAAUGCGCCAGGAUCCCAGGGGUGUGGCCGGUGACUGUCCUUUCCCGGCCUCCGCAUUCCCGGUGCCCGUGAAAGCUGGAAAAACACACAGGCAGGCAGGAAUGCCACGCGAGAGGGAGCCAGGGGAAGGGCGAGGGUGAAAGUCCCAUCGGCACCAGCGCUGCUGAGCUCCGGCUCCAGAUGCCCCCGCUGCCGUGACGGCGUAGCGCCUGCCCGGGUGCUGGGCUCAGGAAUGCCGCCCCACGGCUUCUGCCGCCAGUUACUGUAGCCUGCACACCCCACGCCAGUGGGCUCAGGCCACCGGGUCUUCCCACACUUCUGGAGUCAGAGAAAAGAGGUCAGGCCCCCACUGUGGUCCAUAACCUGCAUCCCGACCCCUCAGUCCUCCCCCCAUCGUGUGCCGGGCUGUCCAGGUGCCAAUCCUCACGCCGCCACUCCCCGGCUGCGUGAAUGCCCAUUAGUGAUUCGACCUCCCCACGCCACAUUUCCUGCCCUCAGAGACUCUGCUAACCCCGGCAGCUGCCCUCUGGGCUGAGCUCGUGAGGAGAAAGGAGAUGACCUACAGCAAGCACUCGGAACAGUGCUGGGCAUGUGGAGGGAUGAGCCAUCGUCACCAUCCGCCCGCCCCUCUAAGCAAGAGCAACGUGGACCCGUUUUAAAGACUGGCCCCGCCACAAUGUACCACCACUGUCUCCCUCCCUUCAGUUUACUUUCUCUUCCACAGAACAGCCCAGGUAGAGCUACCAACCCAGGAAUGAGGGUUGGGGGGAACCAAAAAGCUCUCCAUGGUAUCUCUCCCUCCAUCCCCACUGGUCCCCCAGAGCCACUGGGGUAGCCCUGUCUACCUAGAAAACAGAAUGGAUCAGGGACGCCAGGCCCUGCUCCCCGCUCCCCUCCAUCUCCAGCUGGCAGGCAGGUGUGAGAAACUCUGGCUGGUUUCACUUCCUGGUGUCCACUGACUUGUCUGACGGGUUUGGUUUAGGUUGAAGACCCAGAGAGGAAGUCCUUCCACACAAAAGAAAUUCAAGAACCAAGCUGUACCCACCCCACAAGAACAGGAUUCAGAAUAACAGUGGUAACAAGGAGGAUGGUGAAGGCCUCGGGUGAUGAUCAGGUUGGCUAAACUUCCCUGAGGGCUUAUGUGUGCUCGGCCACUGCCUAAAGCAUUUUUUUUGAAAUGCAUUUUAUUUGAGAGAGAGAGGGAGAGCACAGAGAAUGAGAGGGAGAAGCAUUCUCUCCGCUG
Messenger RNA from Lutra lutra (Eurasian river otter), 2803 nucleotides. It is a transcript of the gene SMIM5, whose product is annotated as small integral membrane protein 5. NCBI's taxonomy places the organism in Eukaryota, Metazoa, Chordata, Mammalia, Carnivora, Mustelidae. The transcript has 3 exons. The record is from RefSeq and is a predicted model, not a curated record. Bases 808 to 1032 code for a protein of 74 amino acids.